Maylandia zebra (zebra mbuna) is the source of this 2209-nucleotide messenger RNA. It is a transcript of the gene tstd2, whose product is annotated as thiosulfate sulfurtransferase like domain containing 2. NCBI's taxonomy places the organism in Eukaryota, Metazoa, Chordata, Actinopteri, Cichliformes, Cichlidae. The record is from RefSeq and is a predicted model, not a curated record.
UUUUAAAAGCUCUUUUAAAAACACAAUGGCGGCGGAUGAUACACCCUGCUCAGAGUUUAUAAACUGGGAGGUUGACUCUUCAAUUUGUAAUGGAUUCAAACAGGAGAAGCAACUUUCUGCCCCACAAAGGAGAUACUACAGCUUCUGCAGGAGAAAGUCAUUUGCUGCCUUUGUGGCAUCCAAGAAGGACGGUAGUCACGAGGAAGGAAGCCCUUUGUGGUGCUGCUGCGGCCAGACGUUCAUCGAGCACGCCGCCAUUCACAAACACGUGGCCAGAGUGCACAAUGCUGAAAUACAGCAGCUCGCACAGGACGAGUAUGAGCAUUUGUUUAGCCAACUGGAAGAAGAGCCCGAAGCAACGCAGGUGAAUGAGCACAGUGGAGAAACGGUGGACGUCUCUGUGUGGAUUCCCGAUAUUAGCCACAUCUCUGAGGAGCAACUUAAAAACGGUCCAGGCAGGGUUCUGCUUUACUAUCACUACUGUUGCGUCGAGGAGCCACAUGUCAUCUGUGCUUGGCAGAAAGCUCUGUGUGAGAAGCUCCACUUAACGGGCAAGGUGAGGGUGGCGACUGAAGGCAUCAACGGAACAGUUGGUGGCACAAACUUGGCCACUGACAUUUACAUAGAAGCAAUGCGUUCACAUCCGCUGUUCGAGAUGGAUGAGGAGGAUUUUAAGACCAGUGACGGUGGCGCAGAGUGUUUUACAGAGUUGAAGGUUGGGGUCUACAAGGAGAUUGUCCCAAUGGGAGUGGACCCAGAUCUUAUAUCUUACGAGCUGGCAGGAGUUCAUCUGGAGCCCGACGAGUUUCAUAAAGAAGUGGAGGCUCUUCUGACUAAAGGAGAUUCAUGCAAUGACACCGUCCUCCUGGACUGCCGCAACUAUUAUGAGAGUAAAAUUGGGCAGUUCACUCAGUGCCUGGCGCCAAAUAUCCGUAAGUUCAGCUACUUCCCAGACUACGUGGACCAGAACCUUGAGCUGUUCAGAGACAAGAAGGUUCUGAUGUACUGCACAGGAGGGAUCCGCUGUGAGCGUGGCUCCGCCUACCUCCGCUCCAAAGAUGUGUGUAAGGAGGUUUACCAGCUGAAAGGUGGAAUUCAUAAGUACCUGGAGCGUUUCCCCGAGGGGUUCUAUCGUGGAAAGCUUUUUGUGUUUGAUGAACGCUACGCCAUCUCCUCAAACAGUGACAUCAUCUCAGAUUGCAGGUACUGCGGCCAUCCGUGGGACCAGUACAAGCUCUGCUCCACCCAGUACUGCUGCCAGCUGGUUCUGUCCUGUCCAAGCUGCAGACAGGACGGCCACACCGCUUGCUGCCCCACGUGCCAGACCAAAGGUCAGGCUCAGUCCGAGGAGACCUCACAUCACAAAGAGGAGUGCGAGUGCACUGACGUACGCCCCAGAAUCCCUCAGGAUGUGUAAAAUGAUCAGAUUUCAGUGCUUAAAAAUAACAUAAACAUAGUGUAAAAUGUGUGUGACAGAUUUUCAAAAUAGGAAUUUUUAUACUAAUGCAUGUGGGAAAUUAAGUCAGAUGCAUUUUAACUAAUGAAAAUCUAUUGAAGAAAUUGAAGAAAAUAUCUGCUGAAUCUGUUUUUAUCAUGUGAAUAUUGUGAACAUUUUGUCACUAAUGAAAGCUCAACUUCAACUUAUUGUAUGUAUAAAUGUUUCUGUUUUGUACUUUUAAACUGUGACAUAUAUUUUGUCUCUUGUGUUUUCAAGCUGUUUAACAAACAGAUGCAUCAUUAUUUAGUGCUCUAUGUAUAGCCAAGAUAUGCAUGCAUUACUAGGAUCCAUGCACGUUUGCUUUCCAAACUCUGCAAACUCUGGCUAGUGUAGCUUACUGAGACUGCAGGUGUUGUUUAAAGAAACCACAAGCAGUAGUGCAUCUGUUUGCCUCAUGGCAGAAUGUCCCUUUAACAUAUGUAAUAAUAGAUGCAUGUCAAAAACAGCGCCAAAGUAUGCAGUUACAUAAUAGGUUUAGCAGGUCAUAGCAUGAAAGUUACAGCAACAGAAGCAGUAAAUGAAAGCAGUAACUAAAAUAAAGCUUUUAAGAAAACGUGAUGUGACAGACACGAAGGAGUGGGGUACCUGCCUGUUCUGGUAGGCUAGUCAAGCUGCACAGGGCUGGGCUGUGAGGACAUGUCUCAUUAAAGGAGGCUGGGCCCAAUUGAUGCUUGGGGAAUGUUUUGUUUUCUAACAAUUUGGUCAGAGACA